This is a messenger RNA of Caenorhabditis sp. 36 PRJEB53466, 1756 nucleotides long. NCBI's taxonomy places the organism in Eukaryota, Metazoa, Nematoda, Chromadorea, Rhabditida, Rhabditidae. The record is from the annotation of a GenBank genome assembly.
AUGGGUGACGAACCGAGCGAAGUGUGAGUCAAUAUUAGUUUUCACACAAAAACGCGUGUUAUGACGCGGAAAAGCUACAAAAUCAGCAAAAAUUCAAUUUUCAGGAAUGCGUCCGCCAAAAACGAAUCCUUCGACGAGACGGACAGUUUCGACGAGCCAAAAGGCGUGCCGAUAUCUCUCGAACCGGUUUUCUCGACUGCCGGCGGCGUCCGAAUCGAUGUCGACCCGGAGGCGCUCGAAAAAUCGAGACGUCUGUUGAGUGUGCGUUCUUUUUUGCUGUAAAAGUGUUGGAAAAACUGAAAAAUCAUUUUCUGAGCACCCUGAAAAUUGCCAAUUUUCCACUUUUCCAGUCCGAUUCCCGUAAACCGUCAAAAUCCAGUUUCUCGUCGCCGCUCAUCAAAAUGAAGGCGAACGGAGACGGCGCCGGCUCUUCCAGACCCUUCAUUUCGCCUUUUCGACGUGAUGAGUUAGUUUUUAGGCCAAUUUUCUCCGAAUAAUCUUUUUUGCAGACAAAGCUCGUCGACAAAACGCCCAGCCUCAAAUGCUGGAAAUCAAGAGGAAACCGGAGCUCCGCCGGCCAAAAAAUCCACAAUUCCGCCGUUGAGAGACCGAAAAUCAUCAGGAAAAACCGAGCGGAAGGGUAAUUGUUAAGCAAAAACUCAAAAUUAAUCGCAACAAUUCAGAGAUCCACGCCGACGUGCUUCGAGUGGCGAAAAUUGCCGAAAAGGAUCAAAUUCGAAUGAUUUUGCAAGAAUCGCAUCAUGCGUCGCUCAUUUUGGCCACGUGCAGCACUCGGCGCGGCAGCGACAUCAAAUACGGCGACAGAAUCCACGUGGACGCGCAGAUUCUCAAAAAAAGUGGGGUUUUUUUAGGGAAACAUGGUUUCCGUCGAAAAACCAACCAGAGAAACAAUUUAUUCCAAUGUUCUAUUGCUUUCUGAAGUCUAGACUUUUGGCUCGCUUGCCCCACAAUGAUCUGAUCGGGUCCAAACUUUUCAGGCUUUUUACACUUUGAUUGAUGUAUAUUGGGUCCGAGUUUCAGACUCAUCGGACUACCUAGGCCGGAGGUAUGUCGAUCAGAGGCCCCAAUUUUUGCAAAAACCCUACCUUUUCGGCCUCUCUCGGAGCCAGAUGAUCCGAUCGGUCUGAAACUCGGAUCCAAUAUACCUCAAACCAAGUUCAAGAAGCCUGCAAAGUUUGGACCCGAUCAGAUUAAGUGGAUCCAAAGUCCAGGCCUUCAAAAAGCCUGGGCAAGCCUGGAGUCAAGAAAAGCCUCAGUAGAAAUAAUGCUAAACAUUUCCAGACGAUUCCGACGCCAUCUCCGAGGUCUACGUCGAAAAAGUGAUCAAACACAAGAAGAAUGGUGCAUCUUCCGGAAUUCGUCGUCAUUCGAUCGCCAAAAAACCGUUUUGCCUUCCGCCGAAAUGUGAGAUUUCUCAAGUAAUUCGCAAAAAAGAAAAAACCAAUUUGCAGUCAUCCACGAGCUGACGGCCGACGUGAAAAAGGCGGUGCUCCACGUGCACAUUCUCGAUAUGAAAAUUCAAAUUUACGAUGGGUACAGUCCACUUUUUUCGUGUCAAGACCCUAUUAUGCUCAUUUUCAGGUGUAGCAACUGUAAAUUUUUAUGGGAAAACGAAAAGACGCAUAAGACGUGUACCAAUUGCAAGAGCUCAAGAGUCAAAGUCGAACCGCAGAUAUUUUGUAAAGUAAGGAAAGAAUGGAGAGGGGGUGGGGGAAAUGUAGAGAAGAUCGAGUGA